Messenger RNA from Racocetra persica, 528 nucleotides. Lineage: Eukaryota; Fungi; Glomeromycota; Glomeromycetes; Diversisporales; Gigasporaceae. The record is from the annotation of a GenBank genome assembly.
AUGGAUGCAGACGGACAAACUUUAUUUUUUAAUAAUUUCGAAUUUGUUCCGGAAGACUAUAGUGAAGACACUGAAAGCGUGAGCUUAGUUGCUGAAUCAGAAAGCAUUAUAGCAGGAAGUGUUUCUACAGAUAAAUUAGACUUCUAUUUAGAGUUGAAGCCUUUUUUUUUUGAUAAUAUCAGCUUUGACAAGGCACGUGAAUUAAUAAAAGCGGAAGAAGUAGAUUUAGACCUUUUGCAAGAAAGUAAUCAUGAUAUUGAUGCUAAUAUAGAUAGAGACGAUUUAGUAUUAUCAACACUUGAUCAAGAAUCAAUUAUAGCUGAAUUAGACGAUGAAAUUAAAUAUCUCGUUGAGAAAACAAAAAAAAAGAGAAAAGAAUUAUCACCCUGUCCACUUGUGGACUUGAUUGAUGAGAUGCAUAAUGAUGACAUAAAUAAGGGACUUCGAAUCUUGGGUCGCUGGAUUUUGUACAUGGCAGAAACUACCGAAGAAGAUAAAAAAAAAGAUCUUUUGACAGGCUUGACUUCU